This is a messenger RNA of Oreochromis aureus, 1904 nucleotides long. RefSeq lists its product as uncharacterized. The coding region runs from base 132 to 1235 and encodes 367 amino acids. The record is from RefSeq and is a predicted model, not a curated record. Lineage: Eukaryota; Metazoa; Chordata; Actinopteri; Cichliformes; Cichlidae. The transcript has 14 exons.
CCAAUUUGCGGGUUCCUGAUAAACUGCCAUUUCAUCCACAUGAAGGUCGACUGGCUGAGCCCACUGAGGAAAAUGUCAAGGCUGCACAGGAUGGAAGCCUGAAAGUGAAUCUUCCAUGGCUACAUGAAAGGAUGGAUAGUGUAAAUGAAAAUCCUCAUCCUGUCACUGGAUCAUCUGACCAUUAUGUCCUGUAUGACAGAUUUCAUGAGGGAAAUACAAAAGAUCCCAAGGACAUAUUACGCAGAAUUCAACUUGUCCCAGAGCUGAAAGGCUGGCUGAACAGUCAAGUUGUUGAACAGUUCUUUGCAAACAUGAGGAAAAGCAAUUACUUUUUAAGUAACAUGAGUCCAUCCACACAUGUGUUUCUGAUGAGAAAUAUAACUCAUCAUUAUAACACUGUCACCAACAAGAAACUUCUGGAGAGGCAGCUAAGACAUGGUCGACUUGGAAAGAUCAAUAUCUCAUUGUUGGCACUGGGUCAAGCUGUCGUAGCCCCACAGGUGUGCAAUAAACCCAGAGAAACCACAGAAGCGGUGUUGAACCCAGCACCUUCAAUGUCUGGUGACACUGAACCUCAGGUAAGAGUUGACAACAAGAAAGCCAAUAGAAGGUCAACAGAUGCAACUUUUCCUGACCUGUGUGGACCACCGUGCGAAGCUCUGACAAAGCCUGAGAACAUUUUGGCCAGCCGUUCAUCCUGGUGUUUUGUACCGCACCCUGGCCAACAACAGCUUCUCAACUAUGUUCUGGACAUCAGCAGACCCAAAGAUGAGCUGAUUGUUGAAACAUCUUCUGGAUGCCUCACACGGGCAGAUUUUUGGACACUGGGUUUAAACAAACAAAUGGAAUCGACUAUUGGAAAUGGCUGUUUUGAGCUUAUCACUAAAAUUGUUCAGUCAAAGGGGAUAAGCAUUUACAUAGAAAAUCUGUAUGUCACCCGGACUUGGCUUGCACCCUAUGGCUGUGAUCCAUUGCAGUCCUUUCCUACUGAUGCUCAGAGGAUGGACAUCAUAGUUCUCCCUCUCUGGACACCUGGUCAUUUCCAGUUGUGUGUACUGAAGCCACCUAAAAGAGAAAUCCUCUUUCUUGACCCAUUAUACACAAAGGCAGGAUUUGGUGGCCAACAAUAUGUUUCACUUUUGAGGAAUCUUGCAGUGAAGCUCAUUCCCGGGCAGUGGUCAGAAAAAAAGAGCUUUGACUUGAAGGGUUUUUCCAAGCCAAGACUAUGGAGUUGACUGUGGGAUCUUCAUGCUGAUGUCUGCUCUGUACGUGGCACUGGAUGCACCAUUUGACUAUACUAUAUCAGACAUGCCCUACUUGCGUAAAUGGUGGUGCUUGCUGUUGAUGGAGAACUUUGAUCUCAGGAGCUCUGGCAAGCUAUUUGCACACUGGAGAGAGGAGGCCAAAGCUGUGCUUGAAGGACAACAGGUGCCCAUUUUCAGACUGAAAAAGCGCAAGUUCCAGGAAGUCAGUCAGGAGCCAGCAGUUGUUGAAGAUCUGCGUCCUGCUGUGCAGUGGGUUGUCCAAAAUAAGGCACUUUUCCGUGGACACGUAACAAUGCCAAAAUAUCUGUCCUUAAAUCAAGGGGACCAGCAGAGGGUCUUAAGAGACAUGUCAGAGGAAGAAGACACUGGAGCAAGGGACUUGUUCCUCUUUGUUUUCAGUUUGCAGAGGACAUGGAGCUCUUUUGAAAAGCAUGUGCUGAUGAGCAGGGACUAAGGGUCAGUGCUAUGUUUGACAUGUAAUGGACAAAUGAAGGCACUGGCUGUGUUUGUUUGUUUGUUUAAUAUGUCGUUGUUGUUUUUUGCUUUGUUUUUGCAUAGAACAAAAUUCCAAUUAAACUUAUUUGAUUCCAUGUCCAUACUUAUAAUAAAGGAUUACAGUGUAACAGCAUUAAAUGUAAA